Molecule: messenger RNA, 609 nt
Organism: Neopelma chrysocephalum (saffron-crested tyrant-manakin)
Lineage: Eukaryota; Metazoa; Chordata; Aves; Passeriformes; Pipridae
Product: tubulin-specific chaperone A-like
Exons: 3
Coding region: 15-269 (84 amino acids)
Biological process (GO): post-chaperonin tubulin folding pathway; tubulin complex assembly
Cellular component (GO): cytosol; microtubule cytoskeleton
Molecular function (GO): beta-tubulin binding
Source: RefSeq, a predicted model, not a curated record
CAAAAGAAAAAGUUAUGUAUGAAAAAGAAGCAAAACAGCACGAAGAAAAGAUUGAAAAAAUGAAAGCUGAAGCAUGUGAUGAUUAUGGAAUUAAGAAGCAGAUUGAGAUCUUACAAGAGUCACGAAUGAUGAUUCCAGACUGCCAGCGCAGAUUAGAAGUUGCAUAUGCAGAUCUUACUCAACUACUAGAAAAUGAAAAAGAAUUGCAAGAAGCAGAAGAGUAUAAAGAAGCAUGUUCUAUACUAGAGUCAGUGAAGCUGGAAGCCUAGAAGUUUUUCAGCACUCUCUUUAUAUGCAUUUAGUACUGGGUCCAUUCCACACUUUCAUUUGACUAUGGCUCUAUUGCUAUUGUUGUCUUGCUAAGGUUCUCUUUAUGCAAACUGGCCUUUCUCUAACUGCUAGAUGCAUCAAAUAAAGGAUGUUCUGAAACACCUGUGUGUUCCAUAUUCAGGCAAAGUAGAAACAUUUCCAGUUCACCUCAGUUACAAAAAGGAAAAAAAUAAACCCUAUUUAAUGUAAGCAUAAUAGCUAAUAUACAUAACUUAAUCUGAACAAUUCAGGUUAAGAAAGUUUAGCUAUCUAAGGAAUGUGAGGGACCAAUAAAUACUU